GUGUGGUAAUGAGUACAUGAAUCUAGCAUAUUCUAAUCUUAACAAACCAAUCUAAUAGUACGAGUAUUUGGGUUAUUAUGAAGCGUUGAUUAAUUCAAACAGAAUGUAUAGCAAAUUACACGGGUGCCCUUGAGCAAACAGAGUCAUUAUAAUUUCAGUGCAUAUAUUUUUUUUCUUUUGACGGAAAGUGUAUAUUUUAAAUUUAUAUUUUGAUAUGAAGAUAUACAUAGGUUAGAUACUAUAAAUUUAGGGUUCAUGCUAAUAAAUACGAGUAAAUAUAUACGUAGUAUUAAAAAAAAAGGUUUAGUAAAAAAAAAAAAAAAAAAAAAAAGGUUGUCAUUUGAAUUGAGAAUUGUUUGGUUUAUACAUCUCCUCUUGUUCUACAGAUUACAGUUGGUUGGUAUAUAGAUAGUUGAUCUGAGGAAGAAUGGUUGGUCAAGGAGGAAACCAGUAUCCAGCCCCUCUUGCCAAGUAUGAGGAUGUUGUUUCCAAUCGUCAACUUUUUAUGACCACUCUCGAGAGCCUUCACGCAGCUAUGGCCACUAAAUUCAUGAUUCCCGUCAUUGGCGGCCGUGAUCUUGAUCUUCACAAGCUUUUUGUCGAGGUUACUUCUCGUGGUGGUAUUGAAAAGAUACUCUCAGAAAAAAGAUGGAAAGAUGUUACAGCCACUUUCAAUUUCCCUUCUACGGCCACAAAUGCUUCUUUUGUGCUGCGCAAAUACUACUAUUCAUUGCUUCAACACUAUGAGCGAAUCUACUACUUCAAUGCCUGCGAUUAUUCUCCUGGUGUCCUGCAGAGUCUGAAUCCUGCACCUUCUGCAGUCCAUGGAUUGUCUGAAAUGUCUGCAGCACCCACAGCAGCUCAGCCUGCAAAUUUACAUCAGAACCAGAUAAACACUACAGAGUCUAUGUCUCAAGCAGCACCAUCUGGGGGGUAUCCUAUCAUUGGAGUGAUAGAUGGAAAGUUUGAAAGUGGGUAUCUAGUUACUGUCACAAUUGGGAAGGAUAAAUUAAAAGGGGUUCUCUACCAGACUCCACCAGCUAAAGUUAAUCAAGCGCCACAAACAUCUGGUAUCGCAACUGGCAAAACUGACAACACUCCUGCAACAUCAGGUGUUCCUCGUAGGAGGAGGAGGAGGAGGAAGAAGUCUGAGAUAAGAAAGAGAGAUCCUACUCACCCUAAGCCCAAUAGAAGUGGUUACAACUUCUUCUUUGCUGAGCAACAUGCCAGAUUGAAGCCACUUCACCCAGGCAAGGACCGGGAGAUUAGUAGGAUGAUUGGUGAACUCUGGAACAAAUUAAAGGACAGUGAAAAGGCUGUGUAUCAAGAAAAAGCAAUUAAGGACAAAGAGAGAUACAGGACAGAAAUGGAAGAUUAUAAAGAGAGACUAAGAACAAAUCAGGUGAUAAGCGGUGCAAUACCAAUACAGCAGCGGUUUCCUGAUUUGGGUUUGGAGAUGGAAGAAGUGGAUGUGAAAGAUGGGACAGAAAGAGAUACCCAAGGAUCACCUGAAAAAGAAAGUGAUUCUAGCAAGAGUGAUACUAAUGAAGAAGAAGAGGAGGAAGAAUCAGCAGAAGAAGAGGAUGAAGAUGAAGAUGAAGAUGAAGGUGAUGAUGAUGACAAGAUCAUGGAGAAGGAGGAUGAGGAUUAUUCUGAUGCAGAAACUUCUCCAGUAGUAGGUGGUACUACUGUUGAAUCAGGCAAUGCAGGUACUUCUGAAACAGCAGCAGCAGCAGCAACAGCAGGGGAUUUUCAAGUAGUUAAGGGAGAGGAGAAAGCAGGUUGUGAAGAAAGUGAAGGGAGCUUGAGUGCUGGUAGUCAAUUUCAUGGGGAGACAAAGCAAGAAUCAUCACCUAAUGCUGAACAAGAGAAUUCCAUUAUUGCUCCUGCUGUGACAUAGUUAAGGCCAACUUCCAGGUUCACCCCUUUGUGCUGAUUUUUGUAAAUUUUUGAUGCUCAAAUAUUGGGAUGCACAAGUAUGUGAGACUGAUCUUGCUUAUUUAGACUAUUAAGCAUCUCAGGAAGGCAGUUUUGCAGUGAAAGGUUACACAAUAGGAACUGAUUACACGUCAUAGCCUGUAGUCCAGUUUAACAUUUUUUCUUUGCUGCUUUGUUUUAUGCUUAAAUAUUGCUACAUGCUAAUCAGUCAAAAAAUCUCUCAGUUUUUUUUUUUUUUUUUUUUUUUUUCCCACAAACUUCUUACAAGCCUAUUGUCCUUUGGUUCUACAUACAGCACAAAGAUUGUAUUAACUAAUUGAAAACCAAAGUAAAGUUAUCGUUAAGAAUGAUGAAUGCUGACAUUCAUUGAGCUAAUUAUUCUCUAUAACCUUAAAGUUUUACUUGAAGCGGAAAGGGUUGGUUGUGUGAAACAAGUAAUAUGGAAUUAUGGAUUAUGGACUAUAGAGUUUCAGGUAAACUACGUAGCUUGUUUAGUAGGACAAGUGAAGAUGACAAAUUUUAUAUAUAUAUCCUCUUGGGUAUGGGCUUAAUGAAGCAGAUGGUUUCCUUAACUUUUACCCUACUCCUUUUGGUGGAAAAUUUCAU
Messenger RNA from Chenopodium quinoa (quinoa), 2544 nucleotides. RefSeq names its product high mobility group B protein 15-like. Gene Ontology annotation, molecular function: DNA binding. The transcript is spliced from 7 exons. NCBI's taxonomy places the organism in Eukaryota, Viridiplantae, Streptophyta, Magnoliopsida, Caryophyllales, Amaranthaceae. The coding region runs from base 428 to 1900 and encodes 490 amino acids. The record is from RefSeq and is a predicted model, not a curated record.